Lagopus leucura (white-tailed ptarmigan) is the source of this 2281-nucleotide messenger RNA. It is a transcript of the gene ADGRG3, whose product is annotated as adhesion G protein-coupled receptor G3. Gene Ontology annotation, molecular function: G protein-coupled receptor activity. NCBI's taxonomy places the organism in Eukaryota, Metazoa, Chordata, Aves, Galliformes, Phasianidae. Gene Ontology annotation, biological process: adenylate cyclase-activating G protein-coupled receptor signaling pathway; cell surface receptor signaling pathway. The transcript is spliced from 10 exons. The record is from RefSeq and is a predicted model, not a curated record. Bases 302 to 1786 code for a protein of 494 amino acids. Gene Ontology annotation, cellular component: membrane.
ACCAGUGCAUGGAGCUGCGUCACUCAGGCCAGCCUGCCUGCCGCUGCCUGCGGGCACGCUGGCUCAGGUAGUGGGGCAGUGCUGCAGGGUGCUACAGGGCCAUGGCAAUGCCUUGGGCUGUGCCCCAUGGAGCUGUGGGGUGCUACGGGGCCAUGGCAAUGCCUUGGGCUGUGCCCCAUGGAGCUGUGGGGUGCUAUGGGGCCAUGGCAAUGCCUUGGGCUGUGCCCCAUGGAGCUGCGGGUUGCUAUGGGGCCAUGGCAAUGCCUUGGGCUGUGCUCCAUGGAGCUGCCCACCCUGCAGAAUGGUGCAGUUUGCAGAACAGAACAGCACAGCCGGCCUGCGGGCGCUGCACCUGAACAUCAGCAGGGCCAUGGCCCAAGGCCUGCUCCUCGCAUUCUCCCCUGCUGAGGGCCCCGCAGUGAUCAGCUCAGCAGAGGAGGGGACAGCAGGCACCAUCCGGCUCCCCAGCGGGGCGUUCCCAUCCCCGAGCAGCCAGGCAGUGCGCGUGGUGGUGACUGUGCUCAACAUCCAGCAGCUCACCAUGUUCCAGGAGGACAACCAGAUGGGAAAGGUUCUGGACAACACCGUGGUGGGCAUCGUGGUUGGGGAUGGGGACGUCUCGGAGCUGCAGGACCCCGUGCAGCUCACCUUUGCCUACCAGCAGUUGCCACAUGUAAGGCAUGCCCUCCCCUCCCCAUGCCUCCUGGUGAGGUGCAGGUUCACACUACGUCCCUGUUUGCAGAAUGUCACCCCGCUGUGUGUUUUCUGGGAGCCCAGCAAAGGGCAGGCAGGAGGCUGGAGCAGUCACGGAUGUGUCACACAGCCCAAGGACAAGGAGACAGUCUGCACUUGUGACCACCUCUCCUUCUUCACCCUCCUCCUGAACCCAUCUCUGGACGGGUCUACGGCACAGACGUUGGUGGCUGUGGCCAAUGCUGGUUGUGGUGUGGCUGUGGCUUUCUCCAUCUUCACUUUUGCCUUCUACAUCUUCUUAAGGUGCAGUUACAAACAGUUCAGGUCUGAGGACACCCUCCGCAUCAACCUGGGGCUGCACAUGAACCUGGUCAGCAGCCUGCUCCUGCUCAACCUGGCUUUCCUGCUCAGCAGUGGGCUCUCCAGCAGAGCACCUCCGGGGCUGUGCAGUGCCCUGGGGGGGCUCACCCACUACUGCCUGCUCUGCUGCUUCACCUGGACGGCGCUGGAGGGCUGUCACCUCUAUCUCCUCUUUGUCAAGGUCCUUGGCACCUACAUACACCACUACCUGCUGAAGCUGUGCAUUGUUGGAUGGGGCUUCCCUGUUCUGGUGGUGGGGGUGGCAGGAGCCAUUGGCAGCUAUGGAAAACACAGUAUUGGGACAGUGGACAACCAGACCAUAAUCGACCUGUGCUGGAUCAAUUCUGAGCACCUCCUUGUCCACUACAUCACAAACUGCGGCUACUUCGGCCUCAUCUUCCUCUUCAACACCAUCAUCUUCGGGGUGGUGGCCUGGAAGAAUUGCCACCUGUGGAGGAGCGGGGUGAUGCAGGGGCACUGCAAGGCCUGGAAGGUGGUCCUGGCAGCGAUGGGUCUCUUCUGCCUGCUUGGAGCCACCUGGGCACUGUCCUUCCUCAGCUAUGGCAGCUCUUCCACACCCAUGCUCGUCCUUGCUGCUAUCCUCAACUCCCUCCAAGGUGUUUUCAUCUUUGUCUGGCUGGUUGUCCUCUACUACCCAAGGGCAGAGGAGACCAGCAGCUCCCUCUCCCACAUCGUGAGGAAUGACAAAACCAUGGCUGUGUCACAGGGAUAGCUGCUGGGCCUUCCCUCUCUGCCUGCCAGCUCCCAGCCCAAAGUACACGGCUUCCUGUGAGAGCAAGGCCUGCAUGGGCAGCUGGGCACCCUGGCUGACCAGCGUGGCCCCUGCUCUCACCCAUGCCUCAUUUUACUCUUUGGGGGGUGUGAUCUGCCCUAGCUGCCCUUUGGCUCCUGGGGGCCAGCUUGGUCCAAGGAGACCAAGUCACCUCCAGUCACCUCCCUCCCUUCUGCAUGCCCUCGGAAGUCUCAUUCCCCAGUGCCUCCUGCUGGAGCCUGCAAGCCAUCUGCAUUCAGCCUACAGCCUUACCCCAGCACAAGAGAAGGAAUUGGGCACUGGAUCAGCCUGGAGAUGCACAGCCAGCUGCACCCUGAGCUACACCAUCUCCUCCACACUGUACGUGCAUGCACGCACAUCAGCUCAGCCUCUCACAAAGAACUGUUGUAUUGGCCAAUCCAUGUCUGUGUUUUAGCAUUAAAACUCUGCUAGCAA